GAACGCCUACACACUUCACAGACAGUAGGCUCUCAUCAGCCUUAACUUAACCGCCUCUCCAGAACUUUCCUUACCGCCUAGGCCUAUACAUACACCAGCCAGCCAGGGUUUAUACAACAUACAGUGUAACUAAAGAGGAAAAUCAUGUUCAAAAAGUUGGUAGAGGCCAAAACUCAUCAGCGACUAUCCGGCGCAGACCGUAAAAAACUUAAACGAACGAUUAGAGAUCGUUUUCCUAAUGCUUCUGAUGCUCACAUUGACAUCUUAAUCCCUCCCAAGGUAGAGAUAACUGUUGCAAAAUAUCCGAACCGAGUACUUGUGUAUGGAAUAGAAAAUGAUGUUCCAAUAUUUUUUGAUGUUGAUGGACGAGGCUCUCAAAUAUUUCCAUCAGUAUAUGCUCUAUGGAAGGUCCCAGAACUUCUGCCUGCCUUUGUGUUGAAAGGUGGUGAAGUAUCGCAUUAUAUAAUUGGCGGGGCAGAUUUGAUGUAUCCUGGCAUAAGCAUACCCCCAGAAGGUCUACCUUCGCAUUCAGCUGGAGAACCAUGGGCGGUAAAAGUUCCUGGAAAUCAGGCUCCGAUUGCAGUUGGAACUACCACUAUGAGUAGCUCUGAAGCUGUAAAAGCUGGGUUGCGUGGAAAAGCUUUGAAGAUAUGCCACUAUUAUCGGGAUUUACUUUGGGAAUCAGCUGAGAAAUGCUACAUUCCAAAUGGUGGAUUUCUAGAUGAUGUUGUGCUUGAGGAUCCUUCUAUAUCAUUUGGUGGUCAAGGUGCUUCUUCUAAUGAAGGAGAAGCUUCCAUUACGGAGGAAAGUGGAACUAACAAUGAUAUAGGGGUGGUUGCUGGUGUCCAAGAUGAUCUUGUCUCUGACUCAAAUAUUGUGGAAAAUGUUCUUGAUGAGCAAGUAAUCGCAGAUGUCCAAGAUUUGAAAUUAACGGAAGAUGGUGGCCAGUCAAAUGCUGAUGGUGAGCAGCGAGUUACUUUAUCAGUGGAGGAGGUGGAUACUCUUUUGGACAAGUGUCUUCUGCAAGCAUUGCACACUACAGUUAAGGAUAAAGAUCUUCCUAUGCCUGGAAGUACAUUAUGGUCAAAUCACGUGUUGCCUUGUAGGCCGGAAGGCAUUACUCUGGAUAUUAAGAAGUCCUCAUACAAAAAAUUGUCCAAGUGGCUACAGUCUAAGUCUUCUUUAGGACUGAUUUCGGUGAAAGAAGAUAAACAUAAAAAGGAAACUACACUGGUUGGUGUUAAUCGCAAACAUGCUGAUUACACAUCGUUCAAGCCAGAAAAAAGAAAGGCGGAGAAGAUGGAACAAGUCACAAAUCCAACUGCCAGUGAAGGAAGGGUGAUACUGGAAGUUGAAGAGAUCUAUAAACCAAGUGUGCAUGUCAAUCCCAUCUUUGCUUCUGUAGGAGCUGAUACAGGAAAACUCUUUAGUGCAUCAGAAGCAACUGACAUAGUCUUUCAAUACAUAGAAAAGGAGAAUCUGGUCAAACCCACCAAUAAGUCUAUAGUGGUUCUGGAUGCAAUACUAUGUGAUGCACUGUUCAAGGGAACUGUCAAGAAGGGAGGAACUUAUCCAACAGAAAUUCAUAAAAAAGAUUUAGGGAGUACAUUUGUAAACCGAAUGCAAGCGCAUCAUAGAGUGACAAGAGGAACUGAGUCGGCUGUACGUAAGGGUGGCCUCAAAACAAUCCAAAUUUUAACAGAACGAAGGCAAGGUAAUAAGAAAGUUACAAAGUUCUCGGGAUUUGAAUCAUUUUUGAUUCAUGCUGAUGCAUUGGCUUCAGAGCUUCAGAAAAAGUUUGCAUGUAGUACAUCUGUCGCAGAACUACCAGGUAAGAAGGGGCAUGAGGUUUUAGUCCAAGGUGGUGUUAUUGAUGAUCUGGCGAAACAUCUAGUUCAGCAAUAUGGAAUUCCAAAAAAAUACAUUGAAGUUCUCGACAAAACGAAGAGAUGAGAGGGUUUUUGCUUUCUCCCCAGGAGCAGACGAUUAAAAGAUUAGCGAUCAGAUUGGUUUGUUCUAGCAAGGAGCUGCAACAGUUUUAGACAUGUUGAGAAGCAGAUGUUAAAGUCUUCUAACUUCUCAGCUUUUGAGACUGGGAUAGAUGAAAAUUUUUUGAUUACUAUUUUCUAUAUUUCAUAUUCUAUUGAAUUUAAAGUUUCAUAAAGCAUGAGGAAAGACAAAUUUUUCCGAAAGAAGAUUUUGUGCUGACAAGUUUGAUAUCUAAUAUUCUUGGUUAGUGAUUCUCUGA
This is a messenger RNA of Daucus carota subsp. sativus, 2248 nucleotides long. RefSeq lists its product as uncharacterized. The transcript has 9 exons. Gene Ontology annotation, biological process: formation of translation preinitiation complex; translational initiation. The coding region runs from base 145 to 1953 and encodes 602 amino acids. Gene Ontology annotation, molecular function: RNA binding; translation initiation factor activity. NCBI's taxonomy places the organism in Eukaryota, Viridiplantae, Streptophyta, Magnoliopsida, Apiales, Apiaceae. The record is from RefSeq and is a predicted model, not a curated record.